AUGAAUGUGUUGUCAAGAAUGCUAGAUGAAGCUGCCAAGUUUGAAGUGCUUGCCUAUCAUCCUAAAUGCAAGAAGAUCAAGCUAACACAUUUAUGUUUUGCGAACGAUUUGUUGAUUCUCACAAAGGGAAACAAGGAUUCAAUCAUUGGUGUCAAGGAGGUUAUGCAAGCUUUUUACUUGUUCUCAGGGUUGCAACUAAAUUACGAAAAGAGUGAGAUAUAUGCCACAGGAAUAGGCAUGGAAAAGAUCCAAUCAAUUCAACAAGCCACAGGAUUCAAAGUAGGCUUACUCCUUGUCAGAUACUUAGGAUUCCCAUUAGUCACUAGAAGACUCACUGUAAAAGAUUGUGCUCAAUUGCUUGAGAAUAUUACAGCUAGGAUUAAAAGAUGGACUAAUAAGUACUUACCUUAUGCUGAAAGAUUACAGCUAAUCCAGACUGUUAGAGGAGCUAAAGUCAGUUGGGAUGUCGUUUGCCACCCUAAGUCUGAAGGAGGGUUGGGUAUCAAAAACACAAUAACUUGGAACAAGGCAGAAGUAUAUGGCAAGUUCAACCACAGCAAAGUAACAGUUGGGGCUGGAGGAAAUUACUUCAACUUUGAAGCUUCCAACAAAAGAUAG
This is a messenger RNA of Durio zibethinus, 618 nucleotides long. The record is from RefSeq and is a predicted model, not a curated record. NCBI's taxonomy places the organism in Eukaryota, Viridiplantae, Streptophyta, Magnoliopsida, Malvales, Malvaceae.